This is a messenger RNA of Ricinus communis (castor bean), 3304 nucleotides long. RefSeq lists its product as uncharacterized. The record is from RefSeq and is a predicted model, not a curated record. NCBI's taxonomy places the organism in Eukaryota, Viridiplantae, Streptophyta, Magnoliopsida, Malpighiales, Euphorbiaceae. The transcript has 4 exons. The coding region runs from base 926 to 3127 and encodes 733 amino acids.
UCAUUUUAUGUUUUGUAUUUUAUAAAUUUUUUCUGAAAUAAUUUGGCUUUUUUUAUAUAAAAAAAUAAAAAUAAAAAAAUAAAAUUGGAGAAUUUGUAGAAAGGGAUAAUGAUUAACUUAAGACAAGGUGAAAGAUUAUUUUAUGCGAAACGAUUAAAUGAAAUUUUCUAAAUAGGAAACAAGUGUUUUAUUUAUCAGUUUAAGAAUUUUUAAAACAAUUGACCCGGAAAAAAAAAAGAAAAAAAAGAAAAGCAAUACCCGAAUCAGAAAGAAUUCAGAAUGGGACAUUAUAAUAAUUAGGCAAAGAUAAAGGAUCCAGAAACAAUAAAAAACAAUUGAAGCACUUGAAGUGCAAAAACACAGGUGUGCGAAAAAGAGACGUUAGUUCUUAGGAUUUAUACUCACUGCCGGCCCCCCUUCUCUCUCUCUCUCUCUCCAUAACCAACGGUAUCUUUCACUCUUUAUAUACACUUAACUAACCUUAACUAAAACCAAACUUUCCUCCAAUCUUUCAAUUCAAUCUCUUCUCUUGUUCCUUUUUAAACGGAAUCUAAAAUCUUGCUUGAGAUCCUCACUUACCCAUUUUACCAUCCUUUUCAGAUCUCCUUAAACUCCCUUCCUUUUUUUUGGUUUUUCUUUUGAAUCUUUCAUUUAUUGUACAUAUGCUAAAGAUAACGCAAUCCUAACCAAAUCCCACAAUUUGACUCCGAAAUCUGCACCAUACCCAGUUUUUAAUUUUCGUAUUCUGGGAAUUUUACUCAAUCUUCACAAUUGUAUCUCUAAUAGCUCUCUGUAUAUCAAUAUAUAGAAAAUCUCUUUCUUGCAAGUCUUUUCUGGGUUGUCAAAAAAAGAAAGGUGAGAGAAACUUUUUUAUUUUUUUAUUCUUUUUUAUCUUUUUAAGGAAUAGAGGAGAAGAAUAAUAAUAAUGGGGGUGAAGAUGAUGAGGUGGCCACCAUGGCCACCUGUGUCAUCAAGAAAAUAUGAGGUGAAAAUAGUGAUUAAGAAAGUGAAAGGUGUAAAAUGUGAUUAUGGAUCAGAGAAGAGGAGACUAGUGGUUGAGGUAAAGUGGAAAGGGCAAAAGAGUAUUGGGUUGGGACCUUUGAGGAAGUCUGUGAAGAGCAAUUUUACUGAGGAAGGUGGGUUUUGUGGUGAUGGUGUUUAUGAAUGGAAUGAAGAGUUCAAAAAUUUAUGUAAUUUUUCCGCUUACAAGGAUAGCUUUCUUUAUCCUUGGGAGGUUGCAUUCUCUGUUUUCACUGGCUUGAACCAAGAACCAAGGAACACUGUCCUUGUUGGAACUGCUACAGUAAACCUUGCAGAAUUUGUUUCAGCAGCUAUUGAAAAAGACCUUGAACUCAAUGUUCCUUUAGUAGUUCUCAGAAGUAAUACUGAGGGCAAUUCCUUGCUUUGUUUAUCUCUUAGGUUGAUGGAAUUGGUAACUGUUCAAGAACCUCCACAGGCGGUACCUACGUUAAUACAGCCUGCUCCAGCAUCACCCUCUUCUGAAGAAGCUCAAUUACCGUGGAGAGAUGAGCCUUCUGGUCUUAAAGCAAGUCUGGGAAAAGUGAAAAUAUUCCGAGAGAAAAAGAAAGUUUAUCAUGAUGAAGAGAGUAGCGAUGGUAAGAACUGUGUCAGAGGAGAAGAUGGUGAAUACAACUAUCCGUUUGAUACGGAUUCACUUGAUGACGACUCUGAGAGUGAAUCAGAGCAGAGUAAUGGAGAUCCUACUACUAGGCUGCCAUUGGAUUAUGGAACACUGGCCCACGCAAACUUUGCUGGAGGAUUGAGUACAAUAUCUAAUGCUGAAGAUGACGGUUGGAUAUUCUAUAACAACCGAAAACUAGAUGUGGCACCUAUUCAUGUUGGAGAAUCAACUGGAGCAGUCUAUGAAAAUUCACUGAAGCAGAGUUCAAAGCGCCGAAUCUUGUCUUGGAAGAAAAGGGCAUUGAACUUUAGAUUUGCUAAAACUAAAGUUAAAGGAGAGCCUCUUCUGAAAAAAGAUUAUGGAGAUAGUGGUGGUGAUGACAUAGAUUUUGAUCGUAGACAGCUUAGCUCCUCUGAUGAGUCCAGUUUAGGGUGGAAUAAAUCAGAAGAUGGUUCUACAACUAGCCGAUCAUCAUUUUCCGAAUUUGGAGAAGACCAUUUUGCCAUAGGUAGCUGGGAGCUGAAAGAAAUGAUAAGCCGUGAUGGACACAUGAAACUCCAAGCACAGGUCUUUUUUGCUUCAAUUGAUCAAAGAAGCGAGCGUGCUGCAGGAGAGAGUGCUUGUACGGCCCUCGUUGCUGUUAUUGCUAAUUGGUUGCAAUCUAAUCCCUAUGAAAUGCCAAUCAAGUCUGAAUUCGACAGGCUGAUUAGAGACGGUUCGUUGGAGUGGAGAAAUUUGUGUGAGAAUGAGGACUAUAAACAGCAGUUUCCUGACAAGCAUUUUGACCUUGAGACAGUCAUACAAGCUGAAAUCCGUCCUUUCUCUGUCAUAGCAGAAAAGUCUUUCAUUGGAUUCUUCCAUCCAGAAGGCCUGGAAGGAGGAGAUUUUGACUUCCUUCAGGGUGCGAUGUCCUUUGACAGUAUCUGGGAGGAGAUAAGUCACAAUGGGUCAAACUGUCCUGCUAAUCGGGACCCUAUGAUCUACAUUGUCAGUUGGAAUGACCACUUUUUCGUCUUGAAGGUUGAGCAGGAUGCAUACUAUAUCAUCGACACCUUGGGAGAAAGGCUAUAUGAGGGAUGCAAUCAGGCCUAUAUUCUAAAAUUCAACAAAGAUACAACAAUCCAGCGGUUACCGAUAGAGACCAAAGAGUCUGAUAACAAAUUAGAGAGUGAUAAGGUGCAGCCAGGCAACUCUAAGGAAAAAAAUUCAGCUAAAAAGAUUCUGCAAUCGAGCCCGAAUGAGGCAGGUAAGAGUCAGAUGGAAGAGGAGAUUGUGUGCAAAGGGAAGGAGUCAUGCAAAGAGUACAUCAAAAGGUUCUUGGCUGCAAUACCUAUAAGGGAAUUGCAAGCUGAUAUCAAGAAAGGUUUAAUGGCUUCCACACCUAUUCAUCACCGGCUUCAAAUUGAGUUCCACUACACUCAAUUGACACAGUCUGCAGCUAAAUAUUCAUCAAAAGAUGAUUUGGCAUUGACUGUUGUUAUAUAGAAUAUUUACCCUUUAAAGCAUAAAAAUUUCUUCGACUGUAAUUAUUUUGAAGUCUAAACCCUCUCUCCCCCGUGUUUACCCGGCAAGAGAAAUGUAUCUUGUUCAUAGAAAAGAAAACAGAUGUGAUACACCGAGCCAUCAUGAUGAGAUCCUAUUAAAAUUUUUGCUCCCCAUUUA